GAUACCAGCGGCGCCGUUGCCUUGGCCAAGACGCAAACCUGCGCUCGAGAUCUUGGAGCUCAAUUUCGGGAGUCCCGAGUUGAGAAGAUCUAUUUGCUGCUGAGUGCCGUGACGGGACGCAGCCCUUGGCCUCAGUUCCCACGCUGCAAAGAGAAGGUGGAUUGUAGCAUGGACGAAGCGACAGAUUUGGGAACGGACUUCUGGGUUCACGCCCCGAUCGCGCGCUGUGAUGGUGGCUGGCAGGGCGUGGACGCUGAUGGAGCAGAGGCUUUGACGCACUUCGCUUUUCUGGCUCGUGCUGAGAAUGUGGCUCUUCUGCUGGCGAAGCCGUGUACGGGGAGGACGCACCAAAUUCGCGUCCAUGCAUCACAUGCGGGACUUCCACUGUUUGCUGAUGCCGG
Messenger RNA from Symbiodinium pilosum, 401 nucleotides. Lineage: Eukaryota; Dinophyceae; Suessiales; Symbiodiniaceae. The record is from the annotation of a GenBank genome assembly.